UCCUUCCAUACUAAGUGACGAUGAUAGGGAAGAUCCUACGAUUCGGAAGAAGGCAACAUCACACCAUCAUUUCUCGUGAAAUAAUAAAGCCCUCCUCUCCAACCACAUCUCAUCUCCGGACUUAUAAUCUUUCCUACCUUGAUCAAGGCAUCCCUCACAUGUACAUGCCACUAAUUCUUUUCUAUCCAAACAAUGAAAAUUGCAGUCUAACUGCUGAUUACAAAGUCCAAAAGCUGAAGAAAUCAUUGUCACAGACCCUAACACGAUACUACCCGUUUGCCGGCAGGUUACAUACACCAACAACACCAUACGUUGAUUGUAACGACGAGGAAGUCGUGUUUGUCGAAGCCAAACACGACAGCCAACUCCACAAGUUCCAACAUACCAUUGAAGAAGAAGAUGAGACUGUUGGCCAACUUUUUGCUGAUGACAUGGUGUGGAUAAGGUCUCCUCAUAGCACCAGUCUUGUUGGUGUUCAACUCAAUCACUUUGCAUGUGGCGGAAUCGGGUUGGCAGUGUCUAUGUCACAUAAAAUUUGUGAUGGAUGCACUCUUGGUUCAUACAUGAAUUAUUGGGCUUCUGUGGCUCGUUGUGGUUCCACUGAUCACAAAGAGGUACUCCCUCUUAACCCACAUUUUAUUCAAUCCCCAACUACUACCAAUCCUAUUAAUCCUCUUCAGCCCACAACUCAAAUUAGGUGUGCACACUUUGUCACCAGAAAAUUCAUUUUCCCCAAUUCAAAAUUAAGUGACCUCAAGAACAAGGUCUCCUCUAUAAACAGUCCUACACGGUUUGAAGUAUUGUCGUCUCUAAUUUACAAAACCGUGGUGGCAGCUACCACCCAAAGAUCAUCUUCUUUUACGCCAUAUUUUUUAGCAAUUCCCGUAGAUGUACGUAACCAUUUUGUCCCAAAGUUGCCCCAAACUACCGUGGGAAAUUUCCUUAGAACUAUGUUGGUGGCGACCCGACAUGAAAGUGAAACUUCAUUAAGUGUGUUGGUUUCCGAGAUAAGAAAAGAGAAGAUGGAAGUUAAGCGAGUCCGAAGUUGGCAACUGACUUCUCAAAGCUUGGAAUCGGUUAUGUCAAGAAUAGGCGUUAGCAGAUCCUUUUGGUGUUCGAGCUUAUGUGGGUUCCCUUAUAGCAAAGUUGAUUUCGGAUGGGGAAAUCCCACCGUUGCAAGUGUAACGUUUGGAGCUUUGCGCAGGAAUGGUUGUGUACUGAUGGAUACUCCAAAUGGUGAUGGUAUCUUAGCACGGGUGACUUUAGACUCACUAGACAUGGAAGUAUUUCAGAAUGACAAAGAAUUGCUUUCAUUUUGCAAAAUUAACUGAAUUUGAAUCCCUAUGCGUUUACUUGUUUAUGAUUAAAUAAAAAAACGAAU
Helianthus annuus (common sunflower) is the source of this 1381-nucleotide messenger RNA. Its product is annotated as tabersonine-19-hydroxy-O-acetyltransferase. The coding region runs from base 21 to 1331 and encodes 436 amino acids. Lineage: Eukaryota; Viridiplantae; Streptophyta; Magnoliopsida; Asterales; Asteraceae. The record is from RefSeq and is a predicted model, not a curated record. The transcript has a single exon.